This is a messenger RNA of Rhododendron vialii, 1059 nucleotides long. RefSeq lists its product as uncharacterized. The transcript has 5 exons. The coding region runs from base 192 to 425 and encodes 77 amino acids. The record is from RefSeq and is a predicted model, not a curated record. NCBI's taxonomy places the organism in Eukaryota, Viridiplantae, Streptophyta, Magnoliopsida, Ericales, Ericaceae.
UGUGUGGAAAAUAAAAGUACAAGAGCCGAUGGAUUUGUUCAUCCUCCGAAAGAUCCCGUCAAACUUCUUGAGAUUAUCGCCAGAUGGGGUAUUGUAUGAGUUGGUCAUUGAAGAAUACCUUGGCUUCUGAAGUGGGACUCAUCAACUGAUAAUCCUCUUGCUCUUUGUUGUAUCGUUCGACUAUCGAUCUAAUGCUGACAAGGGUUUCGUCAACGCUUUUUUUCCUGCUAGAUCCAGACAUACAGCUUAAGAGGUCAAAAACUCCAAUUAUUGGUGAAGUUCACCUAAGCAACUUAGAAGCAGAUGUCAGAUGUGGGAAGGACGUGUAUCUUCCAUUCUUGAAAGCGAGUGAGGUUUUUGAUUGCUCUGUCGUCUAUGGACUUGGGUGUAGCAGUAGCAGAAACAGUAGAACACUAGGGGCUUAAAGGUUUCUUGAGAGUUUUAUGAGGAUUUACGUGUAAGGGAAGAAGUUUAUUUACUAACUGCAUUGUGAGAAGGAAAAAAAAAAGGUCUAGUGGUCUCAAAUCUGAAAGGUGCAUAAAAGGUCUACUGAAUGCAAACUCCUUUUGGUGAAAGCAUGUCCACUGUCCAGAAAUGGUUAUGAACUUAGAAGAGUUUGCUUGCUUUAUUCACCACUUAUAUAGUCUUUAUUUGUAUUUUCCUUUACCCUAUUUUCCUGGGAUCAUAAGAACUGGGAUCAUAAGAACUUUGUUUAAGAAAUGAGUGGAUGUGACUUGUCCAAUUGCUUAAGAAAUGAGUGGAUAGAGCUGUUGUGCAUUAGAAAAUUGUGAUGCAACUGCUUCAAAGUGGUAAAUCAUCCAACUUUACUAUGCAUGGACUUGUAGCUUUACCUAGUGACUUUGCUGGAUAUUUGUAGUUUAUAAAUAAUAUGUCAUCCAACCAAAGUUAGUUUGCAUUGGGUUCAGUAUCAGUGUCAUUUUCAUAGCCUCAAUUGACAGAUUUCAUGCUGUUCUGAGGCAGGCUUAUUUGAGUCCACCGUCUCUUCGUAUGCACAAUAUAGAGUACAUAUACGCUUGUACAUACAUUUAUGCCAACUCG